This is a messenger RNA of Pollicipes pollicipes, 2856 nucleotides long. RefSeq lists its product as uncharacterized. The record is from RefSeq and is a predicted model, not a curated record. NCBI's taxonomy places the organism in Eukaryota, Metazoa, Arthropoda, Thecostraca, Pollicipedomorpha, Pollicipedidae. The transcript has 5 exons. Bases 118 to 2364 code for a protein of 748 amino acids.
CGUCGCGCGGCGACAGCGAGAGAGCACGGCAGCCCCGGACCGGCCAGCGGGACGGCGGCGCGGCGGUGCUGCUCAGAGGGUGACGACGUGGGCCGGAGACUGCGACGCUCGGCGAGGAUGAGGCCCCUCUGUCUGGUGCUGGGGGCUCUGAUCUCAGCUGGGCCUUCCCUGGCCGCGGUCGUGGUUCCGGAUCUUCACGAUACGCUGCUGCCGCCACCUAUCAACGACCCGAACAACCACGACCAAGAUGACGUCAUGCGCACCUUGACGGUGCGAUGGCCACAAAAGGCGGGAUCGGUGGCAGCUCGCGUGGUGGAGAUCACUGAUGACAUCACGGCAGAGCUGCCAGAUGAGGAGACUAAUCGGGUAUCACGCCAGCUGGACAAGAGACCUGGCAUACUCAGCGACCAGCCGGGACAGUCGGGCCGAGCGGUUGAACAGUCACCCAUCGAGCGGUACGACGGACCCGUCAGCGAACGGUACCCGGAGUACGUGGGCUCGUCAGAGAACGAGUUCACCCCCGAGGGCAUAGAGGAGGUGCGUUACAGCCGACCACAGGCUCCUGACCUCGGUGACCCUCAGCAGGAGGUCACCGAGUACAACCCGUAUCAGCUGUUCCCGCAGAGUUUCCACGAGCUGCUCGACAUCCCAAUUCACGUGUUCAAGAACGGCACGGAGGUGCGCAGCCACCAGAGGCCCCGAGGCCCCACAGUCAGCGGAGGGUACGCCAACACCAACCUACAGGGCUAUGGUGCCGAGCAGACGUCCGCCGUCCAACGACGCUCAACCACCACAGCCACCACCACCACCACCACCACCACUACUGCAGCGCCGACCACCAGACGGCGCACCCGGCGCCCGCUCGUCACCGACGGCGUGCAGUACGUCACCACCACGCCGCGCGCCAAGAUCGUGACGCCCGGCAGUGGCCAGUUCGGCUCACGCGUGACGGCCGACUCGCGGCGUCCGGUCACCGUCCGGCCGUCUCACCAGCACGGCAGCUUCGCUUCGCACGGCUUCGGCAUAGACCAAUCAGACGACCACUUCGGCGACCAUGACCUUGGCUCCGCGCCCUUCGACCAAUCAGAGGACGAGCCGGCAGUGACGCGUGCGCCGCUGCACCAACAGCUGGCGUUCCGGCGACGACCGGGCGGUUUGAAAACUCGCAAGCGCGUGCCGUUCAUUCCCCGGCCAUCUUCUGCUGAGAAAGAGCGACAGCCAGUUCGAGAUAUCCCGAACAGAGAAGAAGAGGACGACGAUCUGCAUACCGACGCUUUUUCACACGACUUCCCCGCCUUCCCGAACUUUGAGACCAACUUUGGCGAUUUUGGCCGUCGUAAGGACACGCCUCCCGCUACGACAACGACCACCACCAGGCGCCCGACCGAGGUCACCAGAGAGGUGUACCACGUGACACCCAGCGCAGUGGAGCCCCAGUCGUGGCGGGACACAGUGACGCCGCGGCCUGCACCGGUCGAGAACAAGGACAAGAGGCACGGCUCGCCGAAGAAGCCCAUAUUCCGGAAACCGCUUCCGGAGCCGCAGCUGGUCGGGGGCUUCCAGAAGCCUUUCCGUCUCACUCCAGAGACGGCCCUCGAGGAGGAGUUUCAUGCUGAGGAAGGUGAGAAGCAACAGGAAGGUCUGUUCUCUCCGGAGAACCAGGCCCCGUCGCCGCAGAAUCAGAAGCCAUUCUUCCAGCAGCAGCAGCAGCAGCAGUCGUUUUCUCACGCCGAGCAGCAAGAGCAGCAAACAUCAUCUGACCAUCGUAAUCCUGGUCCGCACCAGCAGCAGCAAUUCCAGCCCCAGGAGCCGUUCCAGCCCCAGGAGCCGUUCCAGCCCGUCUUCCCGAACAGCGGGCAGACGGACGCCUCGAUCCGCGUAACGGAGGGGCCGAACCUGCAGUCGGGCCCCGGUGCCGGCAUCCAGCAGCUGCCCGGCCCCAGCUUCGGCCGGCCGCCGCCAGGCGCCGCCUCUCGACCGUUCGGAGGCCCACAGCGUCCGACGUCGGACAACAGGCCGGGUCUGCUGCCAGGGGGCAGGCCAGGUCCUGGCACAGGGAGGCAGGCCGGGCCAGCCACAGGCAGGCAGGCCGGUACAGCCGCCAGAUGGCAGGCCGGGCACGCGUCCACGCCGUCCUCCGCCCACCAAGAAGCCGUCGUCUGGUGGCUACCUGGGCAGUUUGCUGAGCUGGUUCCGCGGUGGCGAGGAGGAGCAGAGGCCGCAGGUGGCGCCACCAGUCCGGCCUCGUCCGCCAGGCCCGCGGCAGGGCGCGGCGCCGGUCCGGCCACUAGAGGGCCGACCGAGGCCCGGCGACCGGCAGGCUCCCGCGCCGCCCGGCGCCGACCGGAGCGCCGUCAGAAAUAGGGGUGCAGUGGCCCCCCAGGGAUUCCCCGAGGGGUUCGGCGGCGGGCCGAGCCGGCCCUUCUCGCCGUCGGCCGCCUCGCUGAGCGGGUCAGCGCCGCCUCCUCCGCCGCGCCUGCUGCCGGCUCUCGACCAGCAGCGAUCACCGGGCCUGGUGCGCGCCGGCGGCAGCUUCGUCCGCCAAGACCCGCUGCCGGCCGGCUCCGAGGCAGCCAAGACGGCCGUCGAGGCACCGCGCCCGAAGCUCAACAUCCUGCCGCAGUUCAGGCCGAAUGCUGCCGGCGCGGCGCCGCCGCGGCCAUCGCAGCGGCGCCGGGGACAGACGGAGCCGACCCGCCGCCGCGGCGCGCCCGAGGUACAGCGGCGUCGCGGCUCCGGCGAGCUCGGCAAGCUCAGCACCCUACAGAUGCUGCACCCCAAGCUCUCCAAGCCGAGCGUGGCGCAGGUGCUCCGUGUUCCCGAGGGCGGCGGGUACCUGCUCGCCGAGCCUCAGCG